UUUUUAUAUCCUCUCUAUAGUAUCAGAAUCAGUUGUCGAUGGAACCGCUCGACUCGCGAAUCUCACUAAGUCCCUCAGAUACAUCAGCGGAUCUCCGUCUCGGUUAGCAUAGUUUAGACUGCUGCAGCUCCAAUUUCCAGUCACAGCGCAUUAAAUUCGCGUAUCUUUGAUCACAAGAGAGCUAUCACGUACAGUUCGAAGACGGAAUACAUGGGAGAAGCGCUUCGCUUCGACUCUGUUGAGCUCAUUUCGGACACAAUGGAAAAGCCGCUGUUGGACAAUCGCUCAUACCGAGUGAUUCAAUUACUCAAUCAACUAGAAGUCCUUUUGAUACACGAUCCAGACACUGACAAAGCUGCCGCUGCUAUGGAUGUCAAUGUUGGUAGCUUCAGCGACCCGGAUGAUCUGCCAGGGACCGCGCACGCGGUGGAGCAUCUGUGUUUUAUGGGAACGAAAAAGUAUCCAGAAGAGACCGAGUAUAGCACUUAUCUGGCCAAGUAUGGUGGCUCCUCCAACGCCUACACGGCCUCGACAUCGACCAAUUACUACUUCGAACUAUCUGCAAGUUCAACAUCAAAUAUUUCAGAGUCAUCCGCAAGCAAAAAGGGGCCUAAUGUUUCAAUUUCCAAGAAUAAGUCACCUCUCUAUGGCGCCCUCGAUCGUUUCUCGCAGUUCUUCAUUCAACCACUCUUUCUCGCCGAUACCCUAGAUCGCGAACUGCGCGCAGUGGAUUCAGAAAAUAAGAAGAAUCUUCAAAGCGACACGUGGCGCCUUGAACAAUUAGGCCGUAGCACUUCGAAUGAAAAGCAUCCCAUUCACAAGUUUGCUACCGGCAAUUAUCAGUGUUUGUAUGAAGAGCCGGUAUCGCGAGGCGUCGAUAUUCGGAAGCGCUUUAUCGAGUUUUACGACGCCCACUAUUCUGCGAACCGUAUGAAGCUUGUUGUUUUGGGUAGAGAACCACUGCAGGAGUUACAGGGCUGGGUUGAGGAGCUCUUCUCUAAAGUACCGAAUAAGAAUCUGCACCGUUUGAGGUGGGACGGUAUACCAGUCUUGACUGAAUCCGAGCUCACGACACAAAUAUUUGUUAAACCAGUGACAGAGCAAAGACAGUUAAACAUUGAUUUCACCUACCCCGAUGAAGAAGAUCUCGUCGACUCCCAUCCCAGUCUAUAUCUGGAGCAUCUAAUUGGCCAUGGGGGCCCUGGCAGUGCUCUCGCUUAUCUGAAGGAGCUGGGUCUCGCGGACUCUUUGUCGGCUGGGGCUUCUACUCUGUGUCCUGGUUCAGCACUUUUCUGUAUUGACGUGAGACUUACAGAGAAGGGCGUUUGUCAACACCGGAAGGUCUUAAAGAUCAUCUUCCAAUAUAUUUCUAUGCUGAAAGAGAACCCACCGUCUGCCUGGAUAUCGGAUGAAAUAAGCCGCCUAGCUGAGGUGGAAUUCAAAUUCAAGCAGAAAGGCCCUCCAUCCCGAACUGUUAGCGGUCUAGCCCAGCUCAUGCAGAACACUUGUAUACCACGCGAGCAGUUACUCAGCUAUCCUCUCAUUCGCAAGUUUGAUCCAGAAAGCAUCCAGCGUGGUCUAUCGCAUCUACGGCCUGAUAACUUUCGAUUCUUUCUUGUCGAUCAACAGUUCCCGGGAGAUCGGAACGCAAAGGAAAAGUGGUAUGGGACCGAAUACAAGCUCGAAAAUAUACCCAAUGAUUUCAUGGAAGAGCUUUGGACAACCGCACAGGCUCCAAAUCCAGAAAGUCCCCCUAAACUUCAUUUACCAGCUGUGAACGAGUUUAUUCCUCAACGAUUAGAUGUUGAACGAAAGGAUGUCGCAGAACCAGCUCGUCAGCCUACGCUAAUCCGUCACGACGACCAUGUCCGUGUGUGGUUCAAAAAGGAUGACCAGUUCUGGGCGCCCAAAGCCAAUAUAAAGAUCCUUCUUCGGUCUCCCAUGGUCGCACUCACACCAAUGUAUGCUGUCAUGACGCGUUUAUACGUUGAUUUGGUCGAGGACAGCUUUGAUGAAUACGCCUAUAACGCGGAUAAGGCCGGUUUGAGCUACGAUAUAUCAGAAAACGCACAGGGACUAAUUAUAGAGCUAAAGGGUUUCAACGACAAGAUGUCAGUGCUUUUGAAGAAAGUAUUACUGGCAGUAAGAGAUUUGGAAGUCAAACAAGAACAAUCCGACGUGGCCAAGGAGAGGGUGUGGAAAGCAUAUAAGAAUUUUGACUACCUGGAGCCGUAUCGACAAAUCAAUACCUUUUCGCGCCUGUUAAUCAACGAAAGAUCCUGGGCUCCUUCUCAACUACUCGAGGAGCUUCCAGCAGUGACAGCUGAGGAUAUACAUUCAUAUAUUCCGCAGCUGCUGCGACAAAUACACAUCGAGAUCCUCGUUCAUGGCAACCUAUAUAAAGAUGAUGCACUAAGUAUAACAAAUUUUGUAGAAUCAACACUCCGCCCACGUCAAUUUCCAAAAAGCCAAUGGCCAUCACGCCGCACAAUUACGCUACCAAGCGGAGCAAACUACCUAUACGAGCGGGUACUGAAGAACCCGGAUAACAUCAACCAUUGUCUCGAGUAUAUCAUCUCAGUCGGCUCUGUCUCGGACCGUUCACAACGAGCCAAGUUGCUACUUUUCUCCCAGGUUGUCGCAGAACCAUGCUUCAGCACACUGCGCACAAAAGAGCAACUCGGAUAUAUCGUCAACUCGGCUAUAGGAGUCUACGUGACUACGGGUACGUGGCGCAUCCUCGUGCAGAGCGAGAGGGAUUGCAAGUACCUCGAAGAGCGCUGUGAUGCAUUUCUGGAAACCUUUGCGCAUGAGUUGCGCGCGAUGACCGACGAGAUAUUUGAAGAGCACAAGAUCGGGUUGAUCAACAGACUCUUGGAGAAAUUGAAGAAUUUGGACCAAGAAACGUCGCGGUUUUGGACUCAGAUUAUGAGUGGGGUGCUUGACUUUGAGCAAGUAUACCAAGAGGUGGAGCACAUUGAACCACUUACGAGGAAAGACAUACUCGAGUUCUUUGACCAGUACAUUCAUCCCUCUUCUUCAGCUAGGGCGAAGCUAUCGAUACAUCUUAUUGCGCAGACAUCUACUAGAGGUUCUGCUGCUGCUGGAUACAGUGCUGCUACUGAAGAAAAUGUUGAUGCUUCAGCCUUAAGGAGAGAUCAAGACGCUGUAACAGUCAACGGACAUAAACGUUCACUGUCCCCCGCCACUAUUCCGAUUGAUAAUGUCGGAAAAUGGAAGGCAAGUCUGCCACUUUCGCCGGCUGCAACCCCAGUGAAAGGUCUAGCCGAAUUCGAAGGGUUUGGGUCGAAGUCAUGAUGUCCGUUUGCGAGAUCUUCGAUGGAC
This is a messenger RNA of Aspergillus neoniger CBS 115656, 3345 nucleotides long. RefSeq lists its product as uncharacterized. Lineage: Eukaryota; Fungi; Ascomycota; Eurotiomycetes; Eurotiales; Aspergillaceae. Gene Ontology annotation, molecular function: metal ion binding; metalloendopeptidase activity. The record is from RefSeq and is a predicted model, not a curated record. Gene Ontology annotation, biological process: peptide catabolic process. The transcript is spliced from 3 exons. Gene Ontology annotation, cellular component: cytosol; mitochondrion. The coding region runs from base 211 to 3318 and encodes 1035 amino acids.